AUGGGCAGCCCGGCGGCCGAAGCCUUGGCCUCAUCAAAUGCAGUUGACCGCCCAGCCUCGGGACCAGGGCUGGCCAACUCCCGGAUGCCGCUGGACGCCCGUGUGAAGAAAACCUCCGUGCUGUCGUACGGUGGCCCCCGGGCGCAGCCCAGCAAGGGAGAGAUCCCCACGGUGGCGCCUGGCAGCACACGGAGCCUUACCAGUGAGCCCGAGGUCCAGCAAAACAUAACCCGGACAUCAUGCGCAGCGUCCCGACGCAAAUUGUUGCGGGAAGCGGUCCGUCGCCGCUCCGUCGGAUCCGUCCCCAGAGCUGCGUCCCAAAAUGACAGCAUCCCGCAGCGCGAGCUGGAGGCGCGUCUACGUUGUGCCACCUCCACAUCUCCUGGAAGCGGCACUGCACCGCCGAUUGCCCCUCUCUUCGCCCCCACGACAGUCAUCAUCGGAGACUCCAUCACCAGAGGUAUUCGUUUCUUCAAUGUCACCACACUAUCCUUCCCCGGUGCCAAAGCUGCCGAUAUCGCUAAUAAGAUCCCCUCUCUCCUCCGCUCUCUUCCCUCCUCCAUUCGCCGCAUUAUUGUGCACAUCGGCUGUAACGACACAGCGCGUCGGCAGUCUGAACAGACAAAAUGUGAUUUUAAAAGGCUUCUUAACUCCCUAAAAGACUGUGGCAAGUCGGUUUUUAUUAGUGGGCCGCUCCCGACGAUGACGUAG
Xyrichtys novacula (pearly razorfish) is the source of this 711-nucleotide messenger RNA. The record is from the annotation of a GenBank genome assembly. Lineage: Eukaryota; Metazoa; Chordata; Actinopteri; Labriformes; Labridae.